Stomoxys calcitrans (stable fly) is the source of this 2309-nucleotide messenger RNA. RefSeq names its product large ribosomal subunit protein uL13m. The coding region runs from base 87 to 2162 and encodes 691 amino acids. Gene Ontology annotation, molecular function: aminopeptidase activity; epoxide hydrolase activity; structural constituent of ribosome. The transcript has 8 exons. Gene Ontology annotation, cellular component: mitochondrial large ribosomal subunit; cytosol; ribosome. NCBI's taxonomy places the organism in Eukaryota, Metazoa, Arthropoda, Insecta, Diptera, Muscidae. The record is from RefSeq and is a predicted model, not a curated record. Gene Ontology annotation, biological process: negative regulation of translation; translation; peptide catabolic process.
UCAGUUGCAUGGAAUUUAUCGUCGACCAUCGUUGAAAAUUGUUAUUUAAUAAAACUUGUAAUUUUUUGACUUAAAUUUAUACUGCAAUGUCAAUCGCAAAGCGAGUUCAGCAAUGGGCCACAUUUGCAAGACAAUGGCACAUAUACGACUGUACCUGGCAAAAUCCUUUCGAUUCAGCGAAACUUAUAUCACGACAUUUGAUGGGAAAGCAGAAACCUAUUUAUCAUCCAAUGAUUCACAAUCGUUCUUUGGGCACGCAGCACUUAUCGCCUUCUCCAUCAUUACUACGAACAGUACCUCUGUAUACGGCACAACGUACAAUGGGUCGUCUAGGUAAAAUUGAUCCAAGUUCUUACUCCCAGCCGGAGUUGAUUACAACAAAGCAUUCUACACUUCAAUGGAAGGUUGAUUUUGAGCAUACGAAACUUAAGGGAUCUGUGAUUCAUAAUUUCAAAGUUUUGGAAAACGGUCUGGAAUCUAUUAUUUUGGAUGUCCGUGAUGUUAAUGUUUUGAACGCCGAGGUAAUUUCAGGGAAUUCUUCAAUUCCUUUGAAUUACUUUGUCAGUGAUCCAGUGGAGGAUAUUGGAGCAAAGCUAACACUGGAAUUACCCCAAGGCACUGCUAAAGGAGAUCUUUCUGUUUUCAUAGAAUAUGAAACGUCAAGUAACGCCAGCGGUUUGCAGUGGUUAAACCCUAAGCAGACGUUGGGCAAAAAACAUCCAUAUAUGUUCAGUCAAUGCCAAGCUAUACACGCCCGCUCCAUUGUGCCCUGUCAGGAUACACCUGCGGUGAAAUUUACUUACAAUGCAACCGUGGAGCAUCCCAGAGAUCUCACGGCGCUCAUGAGUGCUUUAAUUGAAAAGAAGGAUGCUGGUAUAACAACAUUCAAGCAAGAAGUACCAAUCCCUGCAUAUCUUUUGGCUAUUGCUAUUGGUGAUUUGGUGUCAAAGCCCUUGGGUCCGAAUUCAAAUGUUUGGGCCGAAGAGGGAAUAAUCGAUGAAUGUGCGGAAGAAUUUUCACAAACAUCAGAAAUGUUAAAAGCUGCCGUCGAUGUGUGUGGUCCUUAUGUUUGGAAACAAUAUGAUCUCUUGGUCAUGCCUCCCUCAUUCCCAUUCGGUGGUAUGGAGAAUCCUUGUUUGACUUUUGUCACCCCUACUUUACUGGCCGGAGAUAAGUCAUUGGCUGAUGUUGUCGCCCAUGAAAUCGCUCAUAGCUGGACCGGAAAUUUGGUGACCAAUAAAAAUUUCGAACACUUUUGGCUUAAUGAAGGUUUUACAGUGUUCGUCGAAACCAAAAUUGUGGGCCGAAUGAAGGGUUCAAAAGAGCAAGAUUUCCAUAUGAUUAGGAAUCUAACUGAUUUACAAGAAUGUAUCCGAACUCAAUUGAGUAAUACACCGGAAUUGACCAAGCUUGUAGUUGACCUUUCGAACUGUGGUCCCGACGAUGCAUUCUCUAGUGUGCCUUACAUUAAAGGAUCAACCUUUUUGCGAUACAUUGAAGAAUUAAUGGGAGGGCCUGAAGUGUUUGAGCCAUUCUUAAAAUCGUAUUUGCAAAAAUAUGCAUACCAAUCAGUGAUGACCGACGAUUUUAAAAACUCUUUGUAUGAUUAUUUCAUUGGCACUGAUAAAAAGGAAAAACUCGAACAAAUUGAUUGGGACUUGUGGUUGACUUGCGAGGGCAUGCCUCCAAUUAUACCAAAAUUAGAUGAAACUCUUGCCAACGUCUCAAACCAACUUGCCCUACUGUGGAGUACAAAAACCACCGAGGAAUUGGUUGAGAAUGCUGAAGUCAAGCAAAAGAUAUCUACCCAUCAAUUGAUUGAUUUCCUAGGAAAAUUAAUCGAAUGCAAGGAAAUAAAGGAUCUAACUGAGAAAAAAAUUGAACUUUUGGAGUCCACAUAUAACUUGAAACAGACAAAAAAUGCGGAAGUCUUGUUCCGUGUUAUGCGUCUCUGCAUUAUGGCCAAACUUAUGAAUAGAAUGGAUCAAAUUAUUGCAUUUGCAAAUUCAAAUUUCCGUAUGAAAUUCUGCCGUCCUAUUUAUCGCGAUUUGGGCAAAUGGCCCGAAGCUAAACCAAUAGCCUUGAAAAAUUUUGAAAGUGUAAAGGAUCAAAUGAUGGCCGUUUGUUCACAUACAAUUGCAAAAGAUUUAGGCUUGAAAUAAGCUCUCCUUCGAAAAUGGUUAAUGGUUAAAUUAAAAGUAUCGAUUGCGUUCAUCUAACAUAUGUGUUUUCGUUUGUAUGUAGUUAUUUAAUAACUUUAAGAGUGCACCUAAUUAACACAUUUUCUAAAUAAAUACAUAACAAAAAUA